AUGAUGCUAAGGGGGCGCCGGAAGUGCUCCCACCGGAAGUGCUCCCACCGGAAGUGCUCCCACCGGAAGCGCUCCUACCGGAAGCCGCCUCAGAUCCAAGAUGUAGAGCCCCAUGGAAGCCCCAUAGAGCCCCAUAGCGCCCCACAGAGCCCUACGGAAGCCCAGUCUAGGGUUUACAUCCCCGGUGUGGGGCCUCCGCUGGGGCCGGACGAGGAGCUGGUUAUGGACGAAGAGGCCUAUGUGUUGUAUCACCGCGCCGGCACCGGGGCCCCGUGUUUGAGCCUCGAUGUGGUCCCGGACGAGCUGGGGGAGGGCCGGGAGGAGCUGCCCCUGUCCCUGCUGCUCUGCGCGGGGACCCAGGCGCCCACGGCCCAGGGCAACCGGCUGCUGGUGAUGAAGAUGCAGAACCUCCAUGGGUUUCGGCGCCGGCGGGGGGGGGGCUCCAGCAGCGACGAGGAAGAGGAGGAGGAGGACGAAGAGGAAGAGGACGAGGAGGAUGGGGGGCGCCAGCCCCAGCUGCUCCUGGCCAUGGCCCCCCACUAUGGGGCCAUCAACCGCAUCCGGGUGACUGAACUGGGCUCUAUGGGGCCGGUGGCAGCCUUGUGGUCGGAGCGGGGCCAGGUGGAGGUGGUGGCCUUGGGGGGGGCCCUGGAGGCCCUUGGGGGGCUGGAGGGGGGGGGGGGCCUCCUCCUGAAGGAACAGCCCCCCCUGAACCCCCUCUGCACCUUCCCGGGUCACAUGGGCGAGGGCUACGCCUUGGAUUGGUCGCCUACUGUUAAUGGGCAGCUCCUCUCCGGGGACUGUUCCGGAAGGAUCCACGUGUGGCGGCCGCAGGGGGGGGGCUGGGCCGUGGAUCAGCGCCCCCUGCUGGGCCACAGCGCCUCCGUGGAGGACCUGCAGUGGUCGCCCAAUGAGCCCUCGGUGUUCUGCUCCUGCUCCGCCGACGCCUCCCUUCGGGUGUGGGACAUCCGGGCCCCCCCCCCCCGCGCCUGUCGCUUGGUUGCGCCCGGGGCCCACGGCGCCGACGUCAACGCCUUGAGCUGGAGCCGCCGCGACCCCUUUGUGCUCAGCGGGGGGGACGACGGCGCCGUGAACCUCUGGGACCUGCGCCGCUUCCAUACAGGCUCCAGCGUGGCCACCUUCAAGCAGCACCGCGGCCCCAUCGUCGCCCUCCAAUGGCACCCCACAGCCAGCGGGGUCCUGGCGGCCGCCGGUGCCGACGACCUCGUCACCCAAUGGGACCUGGGAGUGGAGGCGGACCCGGACGAGGAGCUCGCUAUGGGGCGGAGCGACCCCCAAGUGUGGGGCGGGGGUUUGGAGGCGCUGCCCCCCCAGCUCCUUUUCUUGCAUCAGGGGGAACGGGAGCUCAAGGAGCUGCGCUGGCACCCGCAGUGCCCGGGGCUGAUGCUCACGGCCUCCAGGGAUGGAGUGGCCCUAUGGAGGUCCGCCAGCGUCUAGGGGGCGCU
Pezoporus occidentalis (night parrot) is the source of this 1466-nucleotide messenger RNA. It is a transcript of the gene GRWD1, whose product is annotated as glutamate rich WD repeat containing 1. Gene Ontology annotation, cellular component: nucleolus. Gene Ontology annotation, molecular function: protein binding. The transcript is spliced from 8 exons. Gene Ontology annotation, biological process: ribosome biogenesis. The record is from RefSeq and is a predicted model, not a curated record. Lineage: Eukaryota; Metazoa; Chordata; Aves; Psittaciformes; Psittacidae. Bases 1 to 1458 code for a protein of 485 amino acids.